AUGAACAGCAUAGCCGAGCUGGAUGACUACCAGAAAAACAUAUGUCUGGAGUUUAUUCUGAUCAAAUAUCUAGAGACAAACAAAACUAAAGACAAUGACAAAAUCGAUGUUUGGCUGAUUGGAGACGAAAGCGGAACCAUAGAGUUUGGAGUAUGGAACUGCUCCUUGAGCCCCGGAGAUGUGAUGUAUUUGAGUGGAGGAUACACGUCACUGUUCCAGGGAAAGAGACGGCUCUUUAUAUCCAAGACUGGCUGUAUUAAUAGAGUCAGGACCUUCAGGAAGGUAUUCAAAGUAAACGAAUCCCAUGAAGAGAUUCUCAGAGAGCUUCUGGAAUGA
Messenger RNA from Encephalitozoon hellem ATCC 50504, 336 nucleotides. RefSeq lists its product as uncharacterized. The transcript has a single exon. The record is from RefSeq and is a predicted model, not a curated record. Bases 1 to 336 code for a protein of 111 amino acids. Lineage: Eukaryota; Fungi; Microsporidia; Unikaryonidae.